AGUGCUUGAGACUUUCUUCCACAAACACGUCCGUUUCUGAGGAGACCAUGAAUCAGGAUUUACCUCUUUCACACUGGAAUGAUCUGUUCUCUCUGGUGGAUUAAAGGGACUGAAUUGUGGAUAAGAGCCACGCGUGAUAUGUAAUUUUAUCAUUUUAAAGCACACUUUUAAAACACAAGUUUCUGUUGGACACUUCGGAGUUGAGCAAACAUGCCGGAGAAAAUCAGUAUAUCAGACUUCGUUUCCUUGGCAAACGAGGAUUUAGCGUCGCCGACAACGUCCUGUUUUCCGUCGAAAAUGAGUGAAUGUCGGAACACUGUGACUGCGCUCGAGGAGUCUCUGGAGCUCGAUCAGACGUCUCUACAGAGGCUGAAGAAGACGGUGAAGGUUAUUCAUUCCUCUGGACUCAAUUAUGUAGAGAAUAAAGAGCAGUACAUUGAGGUUCUGGAGAACUUGGGAAACAGCCACCUUUCUCAGGACAAUAAUGAGAUCUCCACUGGCUUCCUCAACCUGGCUGUCUUCACCAGGGAAGUCACGGCGCUGUUCAAAAACCUGAUCCAGAACCUAAACAACAUCAUGUCUUUCCCCUUGGACAAUGUGCUCAAAAGUGAGCUGAGAGACAGUAGGAUGGACCUGAAGAAACAGAUGGAGAAAAGCUGGAAGGAGUAUGAUGUCAAAAUAGGCAAACUAGAGAAAGAGAGGAGAGAGAAGCAGAAGCAGUUUGGCCUGAUCAGGUCAGAGGGAUAUGAUGUGACGGAGGAUAUGGAGAGAGAGAGGAGGACUUUCCAGCUGCAGAUGUGUGAGUAUUUGCUGAAGAUUCAGGAGCUGAAGGUGCGGCAGGGUCCUGACCUUCUCCAGGGACUCAUCAAAUACUUCCAAGCCCAGCUCAAUUUUUUCCAGGAUGGGCUCAAAGCUGCUGAGAAUCUCAGUCCGUUCGUGGAGAAGCUAGCUGCGUCUGUGCACACGGUUCGCCAAGACCAGGACGAAGAAGUACGUCAGCUCUCGCAGUUACGGGAUUCUCUCAGGGCUCAACUGCAAGUGGAGGGUAAAGAGGAUUACCUGAACAGGAAGAACUCUGGCCAUGGUUACAGCAUCCAUCAGCCACAGGGGAAUAAGAAAUACGGCACAGAGAAAUCAGGCUUUCUACUGAAGAAGAGUGACGGCAUCCGUAAAGUGUGGCAGAAGAGGAAAUGUGGAGUUAAAUAUGGCUGUCUGACCAUCUCUCACAGCACGAUUAACAGACCACCCGCGAAGCUAAACCUCUUGACCUGUCAGGUGCGUCCCAACCCAGAGGACAAGAGGACUUUUGACCUGGUGACCCAUAACCGCACCUACCACUUCCAAGCUGAGGAUGAGCAGGAAUGUAUGAUCUGGGUGUCAGUGCUACAGAAUAGUAAGGAAGAGGCUCUGAACACAGCAUUGGGUGCAGAUCAGCUGCAGUUUCAGGACAGCGGCCUGCAGGAGUUGGCCAGAGCCGUCAUCAGCGGCCUGCGGAACCUGCCCGGCAAUGAGGUCUGCUGUGACUGUGGAGCCCCUGAACCCACCUGGCUAUCCACCAACCUGGGCAUUCUCACAUGUAUAGAAUGUUCUGGUAUCCACCGUGAGCUGGGUGUUCACUACUCCCGCAUUCAGUCUCUCACUUUGGACAUGCUGAGCACGUCAGAAUUGCUGCUUGCUGUUAGCAUUGGAAACACACGCUUCAAUGACAUCAUGGAAGCCAACAUUCCUAAUGAUGCUGUGAAGCCCCUCCCACAAAGUGACAUGACUGCCAGGAAGGAGUACAUUGUGGCAAAAUAUGCAGAACGACGUUACAUUUUGCCUAAGGAAAGUUCAGAGCAAUACCGUCUGUAUGACGCGGUGAAGACGCGAGAUCUGCUUGGAUUGCUCCAGCUCUACGCUGAGAAAGAGGAUCUGUCAAAACCAGUCGCCACACCUGAGGGACAGGAUCUUAAGGAAACUGCUCUUCAUCUUGCUGUUCGGCUAGCAGACAAAAGUUCUCUAGCUCUGGUUGAUUUUCUCACACAAAAUGGUGGAUGUCUGGAGAAGAAGACAGUGGAAGGAAACACAGCUCUUCAUUACUGUGCUUUGCAUAACAAAGCAGAAUGCCUUAAAUUACUGCUCAAAGGAAAAGCCAUGCUCCAUUCAGUGAACUCGGCAGGCGAAACAGCACUGGACAUUGCAAAGAAGUUGCAGCAUUUACAGUGUGUGGAGCUGCUGGAGCUCGCCCACAACGGGAAAUUUAAUUCUCAGAUCCAUGUGGAGUUUAUGUGGGAGACGCCUCAGGAGCUGAUGUAUGACAGUGAGGAUGACCUGGAUGAGAGGAUAAGCCCUUUAUCCAGGGGCCGGCGCUCACCACUGCCCUCUAAUGGUAGCUCUCCAUCACCUCGAUGGAGCUUUGCCACCAGCAGUGUGACCAACAAAACAUAUGAGAAUGUAGACUUCCUGUACCGCAACCCACCUGCCAACAGCGCCCCUUCUGGUGAUACCUUGCCUCCCCCGCUGCCUGCCAAAUCCAUCCAGAGAGGACGUUCAGAUCCUCAAAUCUCCGUCUCCUCUCAGGAGGGAAACUCCUUCACCCGUCACAGCUCCAGCUCCUCCUCUUCCAGCAUAAGCUCAGGGUCCCAGCGCCAUGGCCCUCCCUCCCCCUCGUCAGAGACCCAGGGGUUCCGUCCUCCACGCUCCCCACGCGGUGGCAUUCUUCGGGGCCAGAGACAAACAAUGUCAUGGGAAGGGCAGCCUCCCUCCGGCCUGGGUGGAGCUGGUGCUGGUUCUGGAGCUACAGAGAGCAAAUCUCUAAGCACAUCACCACAAAGCCACCUGGGACCAGUCAGUUCAGAGAAGACCACUUCCUAUCGGCGGACGAGCAGUGGAGGACAGGGAAAGUGUACUGUUGCCUCCCCCUGCUGUGUGGGGAGUCAGGAGGAGUUAUACUGCAGUCUGGCAGGCAGCACUCCUCCCACCGCUCCUGUGUCCAUCAGCUUGCCCCCUCCUCGCUCACGUCGGAACGCCAUGUCAUCUCAGACAAAGCCAAAACAGAGGAAGGUCAGGGCUUUGGUGGACUGCAGAGUGGCCAGUCCCGACCAGCUGGCUUUUUUUAAGGAUGAGAUCAUCAUCGUGACGGCUAGCGAUGACCCCCACUGGUGGGUGGGUCAUAUUGAGGGCCAAACAUCCAGAAGUGGAUCAUUUCCAGUCAACUAUGUGCAAAAAAUAGGAGAAUGACGUCAUGACCAACUUCCCACAGAAGACCAAGUGAACAGGAUCUUCAAAAAAAUGUCACUGGGUGCUUUGGGAACCAUACCUGGAAUGCACUUUUGAAUGCACGCUAUUCCCAUUUGAAAGGCUGAAAAAUGGAAAAAUGCCCGUUUGGAUUCUUGUAAUUGAAGUCACAUGGUAUGGUGCUCUCAUCUGUAGAACUCAACUAUAAAUUGGAACUUCAGACAUUCAAAGAUAAAUAUGUGACUUUUUUAAUUCUGAAGAGUGAAAAGGCUGAAAACAUUUUUGGGCCCCGUUCUCUGUGAAAGAGCGGACUGAACUGCUAAAAUGAAAGGACGUCCAAUCACAGAGUUUUAUCCUUCAGAAUGGAUGUCAGAUGCUACAUUUCAUCACUUCUUUUUCCAAAUGAACUGAAAGCCUUGGUCUGGAGCAGUUACUGUAACUGCCAGUAAACUGCGUUUAGACAGGCUACCUGGUAUCCUGUAGGCAUCAAGCUGGGCAUCCAUAUAAACAUUUACGGCCACCUGAAUCUAUGUCUGACAGCUACGCUGGAAAUCAGCAAGAAAAAAACCCCACAGUUUUCUGUUGCUGCCCGUCCGUCUCCAGUGCUGUCCAGGAGUCAGUCUGUAAGGUGAUCGCAGGCAGACGGUUUUUGGCCAGACUCCAGGUCUGCCAGAAGCUUGGCUGAGGUUCUCUGUACCCCCUCCUCCUCCUACUUCUCCUUGUAUUUGCAGCAAGGCAAAGAGCUCCCAAGGCUGGUUAUUGUGUUUCUCAUUCAGCUCUGCAGUCUAAUAACGUCAUUACUGGAGUAUUUCAACUCGUGACUGUAGGGCAGUUGAUAGAUUUGUCUGGCCCUCAGACAAAUGUGGAUCAACAUUUCUCAAGUUCUAAACACAGGGCUACACAUUUUCAUGGAGAAUCACCAGAGGGCUUGACAAGUGGAACCCUCAUGCCAAAAUGAAAGAAAAUGUAAAUGUUCUUGUUUGUUUGCCACUGUUUUCACUAACAGCUAAACCAGAUUAUUUUACAAGGAGUCAUAAUGAGUGGGAAACAAAUGUCUCUUCCCUUUUGGGAAAAUGAUUUAUUUGCUUGUCUAGUUUCAUGUUCCGCUCAUGCAAUGUU
This is a messenger RNA of Chanos chanos (milkfish), 4335 nucleotides long. It is a transcript of the gene asap3, whose product is annotated as ArfGAP with SH3 domain, ankyrin repeat and PH domain 3. The transcript is spliced from 26 exons. The record is from RefSeq and is a predicted model, not a curated record. Gene Ontology annotation, biological process: positive regulation of GTPase activity; cell migration. Gene Ontology annotation, cellular component: focal adhesion; cytoplasm. The coding region runs from base 211 to 3219 and encodes 1002 amino acids. Lineage: Eukaryota; Metazoa; Chordata; Actinopteri; Gonorynchiformes; Chanidae. Gene Ontology annotation, molecular function: protein binding; GTPase activator activity.